AUGGGAUUGCCAAGUUGUUACUUGUAUGCUGUGCAAUGCCUUAUCUUUCUGUUGCUCUUUCUGUUGCUCAAUGCUUCCCAAUGUGCUUCAUUUGUGCAGACAAUUGGUCAUGCAGAUGAGUGUUCUGCCUUGAUCCAGUUCAACCAAAGCUUUACAACAAGCAAGUCUGCAUCUUUAGAUCCUUUCGCUUAUCCGAAGGUUGCAUCAUGGACGCAAGAAGGGGCGAGGAGCAAUUGCUGCUCAUGGGAUGGUGUGGAGUGCAAUGAGGACACUGGCCAUGUUAUUGGCCUCAACCUCAACAGCAGCUGCCUCUAUGGUUCUCUCAACUCCAGCAGCAGCCUUUUCCAGCUUGUUCACUUGCAAAGGCUAGACCUUUCGGAUAAUCACUUCAACUUCUCAGAAAUACCUUCAAGAUUAGGCCAUGAUCUUACCAGUCUAACAUUUCUGAACCUUUCUCAGUCUUCAUUUUCUGGCCAAAUUCCAUCAGAAAUUUCAUACCUUUCCAAGCUGUCUACUCUUGAUCUUUCUGCUACUAGCUAUUUGGAUCUGACAUUUGAUUAUGAUCAUUUUUCAUCUUACAAGAUUUUGGAACUGACACAUGCCAACCUCAGAAGUAUAGUUCAAAAUCUAACCAACAUAAAAGAACUUCAUCUUAAUAAGGUACACAUACCCUCCACUCUACCCGGUAUCUUUGCAAAUGCAACUUCUCUCAAAUCUCUCUAUCUUCAAAGCUGUGGUUUGUCUGGAGAAUUUCCAGUAGGCAUUUUUCAGCUACCAAACUUGGAAGUUCUUGAUUUGACAUAUAACGAAGACUUAACCGGUUUCUUUCCUGAAUUUAACAAGACUAGUCCCUUCAAGAAACUGAAUGUUGCAAGGACAAAUUUCUCUGGUCAUAUACCUGCUUCAAUUGGAGACCUAAGCUCCUUAGAGUACUUGAACCUUGCAUUGUGUAAUUUUUAUCCUUAUGUUCCAUCUUCACUCGGAAACCUUACACAGCUCAGUUACCUUAGCCUUUCUUUCUUUUUCUAUCACAGUUAUACUUACUUCGAUGUUUCAAGAAACAGUUUCAGUGGCCAAAUUUCUGAGUCCUGGUCUUGGGUUGGAAAGUUAACCAAACUCUACCACUUGAGCCUUGCCUAUACCUACUUAGAAGGAGAGUUCCCGAGUUUUGUUGCUAACCUGACUCAGAUUCAAGAGUUAGACUUGGCCUAUAACCAAAUCACAGGUGAAAUCCCAUCUUGGCUUGUCAACCUGACCAAACUAACUGCUCCAUACUUCCCAUUCAACAAUCUGCAAGGAGCAAUUCCAAGGUCAUUUUUCCAGCUUACAAACCUUCAGUAUAUCGACUUGUCCUCGAAUAACUUGAGUGGAACUGUUGCGUUGGAAGAAUUUUUCAAGCUCAAAAUGUUAACAGUGCUGCGACUUUCGUUCAGCAAAUUAUCUGUGCACAUCAAAACUGGUUUGGCUGCUACUUCUCCAAAGUUUGUUGCUCUAGCAUUGGGGUCAUGCAACUUAACAGAGUUUCCAGAUUUUUUACAUGAUAAUAGUAAAUUGGUGGAGCUAGACCUUUCUGAUAACAACAUUCAUGGCCAAAUACCAAGAUGGCUGUGGAACUCAACUGGUGAAUCUCUGUGGUAUUUGAACCUCUCUCACAACUCUCUGACAGGAUUUGAGCAAAAUCCUGUCAAUCUUCCAUGGAAGAAUCUGCAUCUUUUAGAGCUUGGAUCCAACAGGUUACAAGGGCCAUUGCUGAUUCCCCCACUGUCGGUUGAAUUUUAUUCUGUGCCAAACAAUGGUUAUACUGGAGGGAUUUCAGCAUCUUUUUGCAACUUGAAAGAUCUGUUUAUUCUUGAUUUUUCCAACAACAACCUAAGUGGCAUGCUUCCACAAUGUUUAGGGAACUCUACUGCAUUCGAAAUUCUGAAGCUCCGCAACAAUUCUUUUCAUGGUGAUAUUCCUGAUCAAAUGUGUCCAACCGGAAACAGUUCACUAAAGAUGGUUGAUAUGAGUUAUAAUCAGCUACAGGGUAAGCUACCAAGAUCAAUGGCAAAAUGCACUCGGUUAGAGUUUCUUGAUUUCGGAAACAAUCACAUUAGUGACAGCUUCCCAUCAUGGUUAGGAGAACUUCCUGUACUAAGGGUAUUCAUUCUGGGGACUAAUGGAUUUCAUGGCACUAUUGGCAAACCUGCAACUAACCAUGAAUUCCCAAACCUUUGCGUUAUUGACCUAUCCAACAAUGGUUUCUCAAGUUCGUUGCCUUCUGAUUACUUAGAGAGCUGGAAUUGCAUGAAAAAAUCUGUUGAUGAAGUGAAGACAUAUUUUCAAGACACCAUAAUGGUCGCCACAUACACAAUUCACCAGUAUGAUUACUCAAUGACCAUUUUCGGCAAAGGUGUAGAGUUGAAGUAUUUGAAGACACCUUAUCUUCUCUGGUUUAUAGAUUUCUCAAGUAAUAGAUUUGAAGGCGCCAUUCCUGGUGCUAUUGGGAAUCUCACAGGGCUUCAUUUGCUUAAUCUUUCCAACAACACUCUCAAUGGUCACAUCCCCUCAUCUUUGGGGAAAUUGUCUGCUCUUGAAUCCUUGGAUCUCUCUCAAAAUCAACUCUCAGGAGAGAUCCCCGGCAAUUUAGCCGAACUCACUUUCCUUGCAUACUUCAAUGUAUCCCAAAAUCACCUUUCAGGCCCUAUCCCACAUGGACAACAAUUUGGUACAUUCCAAGAGGAACUGUACGAAGGAAACUCAGGUUUGUGUGGAGAGCCUUUGUUAAAGAAAUGUGAAGGUUCUGAUAGCUCAAUGCAGCCACCUUCGAUGACCGAAGAAGACGAUGAAUCUGGGAUUCAGGUUGAAUUAGAUUGGUUUGUGGUUCUGCCGGGAGUUGUAAGUGGGCUAGUAGUUGGAGUGGUUGCUGGAAACACUUUGGGAAACAAGAAACAUGAAUGGUUUGCAAAGACGUUUGACUAUAGGAGGAGGUCUCAAGUGAGGUGGCAGCCGAUACGGAUGACAAUUAGAGGCAGACGUAGGAUUGAAAGUACGAACGAGUCGUUCUAG
Fragaria vesca subsp. vesca is the source of this 3048-nucleotide messenger RNA. Its product is annotated as receptor-like protein 12-like. Gene Ontology annotation, molecular function: protein binding. The transcript has a single exon. The record is from RefSeq and is a predicted model, not a curated record. The coding region runs from base 1 to 3048 and encodes 1015 amino acids. NCBI's taxonomy places the organism in Eukaryota, Viridiplantae, Streptophyta, Magnoliopsida, Rosales, Rosaceae.